UUCACUCCCAUUCUUCAUUUCCUCACCCCAAUUUCAUUUCUUAGCUCUCCGCCACUACAAGACUCUUCCUUGGCUAGACUGUAUUGUGUGGACAAACUUUUGAGAAUGGGCGAGAACGGAGCUGGGAAAAAUCACCUUCAGGGCAACCAGGUUUUCGGCCUCUCCAUUGAUGUGCUUCCACAAGGUGGCUCCAAAUGCUUUGAUGACGAUGGCCGAAUCAAGCGUACUGGAACCGUAUGGACAGCAAGUGCUCAUAUUAUAACAGCUGUGAUUGGUUCUGGUGUCCUGUCCCUAGCUUGGGCCACAGCUCAGCUCGGAUGGAUUGCUGGUCCAGCAGUUAUGUUAUUGUUCUCUUUUGUCACUUACUACACCUCUACCCUUCUCGCAGCUUGUUACCGGUCCGGUGACCCUGUCACCGGCAAGAGAAACUAUACAUACAUGGAAGCUGUCAGAUCAAAUCUUGGUGGGUUUAAGGUCAAGAUAUGUGGGUGGGUUCAAUACUUGAAUCUUUUUGGAGUUGCCAUUGGCUACACAAUUGCCUCAUCAAUUAGCAUGAUGGCUAUCAAAAGGUCUAAUUGCUUCCAUGCCAGUGGUGGAAAAAAUCCAUGUCACAUGAAUAGCAACCCCUAUAUGAUUGCUUUUGGCAUUGCUGAAAUCAUUUUCUCUCAAAUUCCUGACUUUGAUCAAUUAUGGUGGCUUUCCAUUGUUGCUGCUGUCAUGUCCUUCACUUACUCCACAAUUGGACUUGGACUUGGAAUUGCUCAAGUUGCAGCAAAUGGGAAAAUUAGAGGAAGCCUGACUGGGAUAACUGUUGGAACUGUCACUCAAACACAAAAAAUAUGGAGGAGCUUCCAGGCACUUGGAGACAUAGCUUUUGCCUAUUCGUACUCCCUUAUACUCAUUGAAAUUCAGGACACGCUUAAAGCUCCACCAGCAGAAUCAAAGACGAUGAAAAAGGCAACUUUGUUAAGUGUUGAAGUGACAACCCUGUUCUACAUGUUGUGCGGUUGCAUGGGCUAUGCUGCUUUCGGAGACUUGUCCCCCGGGAACCUUCUAACUGGUUUCGGAUUCUAUAACCCGUUCUGGCUCCUUGACAUUGCUAAUGCUGCUAUUGUGAUUCACCUUGUUGGUGCAUACCAAAUUUACUGCCAACCCCUUUUUGCAUUUAUCGAGAAAUCUGCUGCGGAAAGGUUCCCGGAUAGUGAUUUCAUUACCAAAGAUAUCAAGAUCCCUAUUCCCGGAUUUCACCCUUACAACCUCAACCUCUUCCGGUUGGUUUGGAGGACACUUUUUGUGAUCUUAACGACUUUGAUCUCCAUGCUUCUUCCCUUCUUUAAUGACAUCGUUGGACUACUUGGGGCUGUUGGAUUCUGGCCACUCACAGUUUACUUCCCAGUUGAGAUGUACAUUUCUCAAAGGAAGAUACCAAAAUGGAGCACAAGAUGGCUUUGCCUCCAAAUACUCAGCAUCGCUUGCCUUAUAAUCACCAUAGCUGCUGCUGCAGGUUCUAUUGCAGGAAUUAUGCUUGAUCUCAAGUCGUAUAAGCCCUUCUCGACCUCCUACUAGUUCGAUCAAAUUGAACUCGAAUCUUCAAAAAGCAAGGACAACUAAUCUUUAGGGUUAAAACAAGACAAGCGAGAAUUAUUGUUGUUAAUAUACCCCUACUGCUAAGCAGUUCCUUAUUUUCCUCUGUACCAUUCAACAAAAUGG
Molecule: messenger RNA, 1710 nt
Organism: Hibiscus syriacus
Lineage: Eukaryota; Viridiplantae; Streptophyta; Magnoliopsida; Malvales; Malvaceae
Product: amino acid permease 3-like
Exons: 7
Coding region: 106-1566 (486 amino acids)
Cellular component (GO): plasma membrane
Source: RefSeq, a predicted model, not a curated record